UAGAAAUAAUUGAUAUAAUAUGGCUAAGGCUAAGGAAGUAGUCGCUUCUAAUACACCUGGGUCUACUGAUCCUAAAAAGAAGUUAAGACCUAGCAAAGUCAAGAGUUUGGCUAAACAUCAAGAGAAAAAAAAGGCUAAAGCAGCAAAAGGUGUCGUACAAAAGAAAACUAAACCAAAUUUAGCUAGUGGCACUGCUACAUGGAAAGUAGUGUACAAAAGUGGAACUUGGCGUUUUGUUCACCGCCCAACUGAAAAAAAAUUGCAUGCCAAAGCAAGAGCUGCUGGAAAGCCAAUUGAAACACCAAAAAAGAAAAAAUCUGUUAUUGUUAAGCCAAUCAAGGGUGAAAAGAAUGGUGAAACUCGCUUAGU
Molecule: messenger RNA, 369 nt
Organism: Daktulosphaira vitifoliae (grape phylloxera)
Lineage: Eukaryota; Metazoa; Arthropoda; Insecta; Hemiptera; Phylloxeridae
Exons: 3
Source: RefSeq, a predicted model, not a curated record